This is a messenger RNA of Anguilla anguilla (European eel), 3168 nucleotides long. RefSeq names its product metal transporter CNNM1. NCBI's taxonomy places the organism in Eukaryota, Metazoa, Chordata, Actinopteri, Anguilliformes, Anguillidae. The coding region runs from base 247 to 2928 and encodes 893 amino acids. The transcript is spliced from 10 exons. Gene Ontology annotation, biological process: magnesium ion homeostasis; transport. Gene Ontology annotation, cellular component: plasma membrane. The record is from RefSeq and is a predicted model, not a curated record. Gene Ontology annotation, molecular function: transmembrane transporter activity.
CCCUGACCAAUUCUGGGCGCGAAGUCCUUCGCUUAUUGGAUAUUUCUUCUGUCCUAUUUCUGUGGCAAUGGCAUGUCUAUCUUCUUGCAGAAUUGCAUUACGUCACUGCAGGGUUUAUUUUCUAAAAUGCAUCCAACAGCGUACACGGUCAGGUCAGUUCGCUCUGCUGUAUUACAAGGGGACUCCAGCUAUUACCCUGAUUUCAGCAGAUGAGAGCGUGAGAUUGCCACGUGAUUCUGGUCGCCAAUGUGCUCGUGCAGCACACCGAGCAUCAUGGCUGCGGAUGCUGCGGCUACUUGUUCUCCGGUCCGCAUCCUGCCGCCCCGUUUCCUGUCCCUUCUGCUGAUUCUUGUCACUUAUUUCCCCGCCACUGCUCUCGGACUGCUCGGUGUCCGCCCAGAGGAGACGGGAGGAGAGCUGUCCGUGGAGGACGGGGUGCUGAAGGCCACCGAAGGGACGCGGUUUAUGCUGCGUGUGUACUAUGCAGCAUCUCAGCCCAGGAUCAACAGAACUGUGAGCGGCAGAACCAACGCGGCCACAGCACCGUGGAUCGCUUUCAUUGAGGAGCCCAGUCCGGGAAGAGAGGGGCAGGUCCACCCGAAACGAAACUUGUGCAUGGACAAGAACGCCAGGACUUCCGAUAUUGAACUACUGGGCUCCUUCAAAUCCGCCUCCAGCCAAAACUCGGUCUUAGUGGAACUUCUCGCCAAGGACCUUCGCAGAGGUGAGAAAAUCAAAUAUUAUUCUAUGUGUGCCUUUGAUGGGGCAAAGUGGGAGCACUUUAGAACUAGAGAUUUCUGGCUUGCUGUGGUAGAGCGAUCCCCGGAACCUGACCUUUGGCUGCAAGUGCUUAUUUCGGUGGUGCUGCUGGGGCUUUCGGCGUUGUUCAGUGGGCUCAACCUGAGUUUGCUCUCGCUCGAUCCAGUGGAGCUCCAGGUGCUACAGAACAGCGGCACUGACAAGGAGCAGAAGUACGCGCGCAGGAUCGAAUCCGUCCGUAAACACGGAAACUAUGUACUUUGCACCUUGCUGCUGGGUAAUGCGCUCAUCAAUGCUUGCUUAGCGGUCUGGAUGUGUCAGAUUCUUGGCAUGACUUGGCUUUCCACUGCAAUCUGCACUUUCUGCAUAUUCUUCAUAGGGGAAAUCCUACCGCACUCUGUGGCGUCCAGGCACGGGCUAGCAAUCGCCUCCAAAACCAUCUGGGUGACUAGGCUUUUGAUGGUAUUAUCGUUCCCCAUCUCAUACCCCAUCAGCAAGCUGCUAGACACAAUUCUUCACCAAGAAAUCAGUAACUUUUACACCCGGGAGAAAUUACUGGAGAUGCUGCGAGUAACCGACCCAUACCACGACCUGGUGAAAGAGGAGCUCAACAUCAUACAGGGAGCUUUAGAACUUAGGACCAAGACCGUGGAAGACGUGCUAACCCCUCUGAACGACUGCUUCAUGCUGGCCUCCGACGCUGUAUUGGAUUUUAACACCAUGUCCGAAAUUAUGCAGAGCGGGUACACCCGAAUCCCCGUGUUCGAGAACGAGAGGUCCAACAUCGUGGAUAUCCUGUUCGUCAAAGAUUUGGCCUUUGUCGACCCCGACGAUUGCACCCCUCUAAAAACCAUCACACAGUUCUACAAACACCCCAUGCACUGCGUUUUCAACGACACCAAAUUAGAUGCCAUGCUUGAAGAAUUCAAAAAAGGUAAAUCUCACCUGGCCAUCGUUCAGAGGGUGAACAACGAGGGCGAGGGCGACCCCUUCUACGAGGUCAUGGGCAUCGUCACUCUGGAGGACGUCAUCGAGGAGAUCAUCAAGUCCGAGAUCCUGGACGAGACCGACCUGUACACGGACAACCGCACCAAGAGGAGGGUGUCGCACCACGAGAGGAAGCAGCAGGACUUCUCCAUCUUUAAGCUGUCGGAGAACGAGAUGAAGGUGAAGAUCUCACCUCAGCUGCUCCUCGCCACUCACCGCUUCCUGUCCACAGAGGUGGAGCCUUUCAAGCCUGCCCACCUGUCUGAGAAGAUCCUGCUGAGGCUGCUGAAGCACCCCAGCGUGGUGCAGGACCUCAAGUUCGACGAGAAGAACAAGCGGGCGGCGCAGCAUUUCCUGUUCGUACGCAACAAGCCGGUGGAUUACUUUGUCCUGGUGCUUCAGGGCCGCGUGGAGGUGGAGUUCGGGAAGGAGGCCCUGCGGUUCGAGAACGGGGCGUUUGCUUACUACGGCGUCCCCGCCAUCAUGCCCUCCCUCUCCUCAGUCAACAGAUCCCCCUCCCGCAGCAGUGGACUCAACCGCUCCGACUCCAUGCUCUACGGGGGGAGCAUGAGCCAGCUGAACGCCACUAACAGUGCCUACCUGCCUGAUUACUCCGUUCGCCAGCUUACCGACCUGCAGAUCAUCAAGAUCACCCGGAGUCACUACCAGAACGCCCUGACGGCCACCAGGAUGGACAGCUCCCCGCAGACACCCGACGCCGACGCCCAGAUUAACGAGGACAGCACCCCGGACCCGGAGGCGCCCGCGCCCGAGGGCCACACCCCCCUCCCGCAGAGGGAGCCCCGCCCCAGCUCCGCCCGCUCCCGCCCCCAGCAGUCCAGUGUUCCGCACAGCACCACGGUCCUCAACGAGAAGAACCGCAUCGUCCGCAGCAAGUCAGACGGGCAGAAAAGCCCCAGUGACUCGGUGUUUCUGCGAAUGGAUGAGAUCCCGUACAUCCGAGAAGAUCGGCCCGAAGGUGAAGGAGAAAAUGACACCAUUGCUGUUCCCAUGGAGACGGAAGCUCCCUCCCCCUUCAUCAGCACUCUGUCCUUGAGUGGAUCGGAGGAGACGCUAGGAAAGAAGCUGCUCCUCAAACUGAGCCAUAAGAAGAGGAAAAGAUCACGGGAUGGGGAAAGGACUCCAGAUGACAACUCAGAACAGCCUCUGGUGAAGACCUAGCAGGACGUCCUGUGGGUGGAAAGGGGGGGGGAGGGAGGGGGGGGGGUGUGGAAGAAUAGAUUUUUUUUACAUAGAAUAAUAUCAACAAGACUUUCUUAGAGGCUCCAGUUGCUGGUUGACUGCUGGCAUAAAAAGUAUGAAAGAAAUAAAUUAUAUAUAUUCACAUACAUAUAAAUACUACAUAUAUAUAUAUAGAUACACACACAGAGACAGGUGACAAAUUAAAGGGAAAACCUGAAU